UGUGUUUGUGAAUGCAUGUGUCCGCUCUGUUCACGCCAGUCAAGUUGGUGAAGAUAAUUUUUCCUGUCCCUGCACCAGCACCCCCUCUGUCGCCACCACGACAUCGCGGUUCCAGUAGAUAAAUGAAAGUUGCGACGGACGUGGCGCGUCGAGAAUAUCACACCGCUGUUUCUGAAUGAGUGAGGCAGAGAUGCCGCCACAGACAAGCUGAGACUACGAUGCUCUCAUGCAGUGUUUAGCAAGGUUUCUCGCAGUUUCUAGUUUUCCCCCAAGAAAUCAUUUCACUCUCUUCAGCUGCGCGACUCACUAAACUCUCCUUAUGAUUAGCUGAGGGAGUGACAACUUGAACUUGACAUCAGCAGACGACAUUUUAAACAACUUACGUGUCUGAAGUUACUGUGCUUUAACGCACAGUUUUCCAAAGUUGUUUUUUUCUUCAACUCCUUGUUUUAGUUUUAUUUGUUUUAUUUUUAUUUUUAUUUUUAUUUUGUUGUUGUUGCUGUGUUUUUUUUAUCUCUGGGCGGUGGGAGUUUUUCGUGCACUUGGAACGUUGCUGUCAUCUGUCUGGGCCACACGACGACACUGCAUCAAGCUGUGGUUUCGAAUUCAUCACGUAACGAGGACAAAACAGCCCUUUGGGUCAUUUAGUUCUGCAGACCUGUGUUGGCCUUGCGACUUUUGGCGCCCCCGUCGAACACCGAGGCGAAAGAACGCCUCUACACGUGCGUGCCAUGGUUAAUUCAUGCAGUUUCCGGAGUCAGUGAGUACCUGUGUGCGGGUAGAAUUCUAGCAUGUCGUCUGGGAGUGUCUUGCCCACUGGCAGCGCAGCGCAAGAAGCUCACUGCAGUCUGCACGUGCGUGCGAUUUGAAUUCAUUAAGUCUUCUAAAGCCAACAGCAUUGUGAUACAGAGUCUGCGAAGACAAGAGGCACUCUGUUCAAAAGAGGGGUCACUGAUCGAGUGAUGUUGAUAGAGUGUGAGUUGAUCAUGGCAUGACAUUGGCUAGAGAAUAACACGACCGUUUUGUUGAGAAUUCAUUAAUUAUUGUUCAAUUCAAUUAAACUGUCUCGGAGGUGAAGAGUGUAAAUAAUAUAUGAAGAUUUCAGGGAAGUCCCCGCUUGCUCUGCUGGCUUUAAGUUGCUGCAAACUUCAUCUAUGAGAGUUGCAUGCAAUAUCACUUGACAUUUUUGUCUUUUUGAUCGAUUUUAGACCCUCAUUAGCUAUUGUCAAAAAUGCUGAAAGCAGAUGGUCAAUAAACAGGAAUCAUCUUAGUUUCCUUCUCUCUGCGAAUUUUUCUGUUCAUGCUUCUUGGGCAUACAAUAGACCUUGAAAAACUGUAUCUAAAAGAACACAAUCGAGAAUGGUAAUUAUUCUCCUGGAAGUACUGAAAAGAAAAUCUCUUACGACAUAGACGGACUGAUACUUUAAACAAAUGAGUGUGAAUCAAUCAUCGAGAAAUGCACGUUCGACUACAUACGCAUGUACAUAACCCAGCAGUAAUUUACUUUCGUUCUUUAGUGUGUGUCGGACUCAGGAAAGCGAACGUAACAUACCCUGAUAUAAGGGCACCUGACUGUUGAACUUUGAGAGACAACAAAAGAGGAUGACCAGCGUGGAGAUCAAACGAAGCCCGGUUAAGAAAGAAUCUUCAACGUACAAGUCGAGUUCAAAUCCUGGUGAGGCAUCAACGACCUGGGAAGCUGUUGCAGAUGUCAUGGAGAGCGGCUGGGAUUUUACUCAACUAAGUGACGAGGACUUUGAGGAGUUCUGCGUGUACAUCGUGCACGACCGCCCCUGUGAGCCGCUCAGCCACAACAGAGCCCAGGCCUCUCUCCCGAGGAACCUCACCCUGCGGCCCUCACUCAUCUGCCCCAACGUUUACAAAGACGGUCGCCUGGACCACGUGAUCCAAACCACAGACCCCGAGCGCUCCAGCUGGCAGCACUUCCUGAACGUGUCCCCGAGCCAGCAGCAUCAGAACCUGGUGGCGUGCCAGCACGGGGAGCACAUCUACUUCUACACGGUGCGCCCGGUGGAGGCACACAGCGAGCUGCUCUUCUGGUUCUCCAGGGAGUACGCCGACAGAGUGGCCUGCCCUUGCAGACCCGUGGACCUCAGCCGUUAUCCUUUUCUUGAACGGAGCGCAAGUCCUCCCCAAAUGACAGUUGCGCCAAGAGAGACCCCACCCUCUUCGGUGGAUGUCAAAAAAGUCUAUAUGAUCGACUCUCACCGUGACGUCACCUCAAAGUCCCCGCCCUCCGUCUCCCCGGGGCUAAUCAAUGACGUCAUCUCACCACACAGCACACACAAGGCCACCAAUAAUGAUUCACCUUCUUCGCAAACCAGCCCAUCGCCGAUGCCAUUCCCUCCACCUACUUAUAUUUCCACACAAACUCCGCCCUCUGAUUUGAAACACCACGUAUCUGUGGCUGGGGUGGAGGAAGCUUCUCCUGUGUUAGAUUUCAGCAUCCAAAGAAAAGAAAACACUCACGAGGCUGAAGAAGCACCUCAGAUUAAAGAAGAAACACGACAUCCUUCCCCUGUGAGGAACAAACGUGCCGCGCAGACAAAGAUCUGGUCGCCCCGAGAGGUGAAAUCUCCCAAACUCCAUUACAACCAUGAUCAUAUUCAUCCUUUCAAACGUCUCUCUCACCAAGAUUCGAACUUCAUUCGGAAACAUUCCCCCGAGAGGACACCCCCACCAGAGGAGCAGACACCAUCGCAGGAAUUUGUCUCCUCUACCCCUCCCCCACAGCCCCCGCAUCCCUUACCUCUUCCUAUCCAGGCACGCCAACAACACCCUCCAACCCCGCAAUCUCAACACGACAAGCCCCCGACAGCUCAUCAAGGGUCAGGGUUCAAACCUGUCAUUGGGAGCUCUUCUAGUAAAAGAAAUGCAGGGCUGAUAGAAAAUCUCCUGGUGAAAAAGAUGCAAGAGCAAGGACAGGAACUGGGGCCUGACAUGUUUCCUUUUCCCGUGAGUCACGGAUACAGCCACACACCAACUAUCUCUGAGAUCAAGUCAGAUGUAAGUUCGCUCCCCAAAUCAUCGUUCGGCUCGGAGAUUCCUAAAAGAAUGGACCCCAUGAUCAGAGGCGGGAUGCCAUUUCCUCCCUUGUCGUUUUUCAAGCACGGGAGUCUUUAUUCUCCUGGUAUGACCUUUCCUUCCUACAACCCGCUUCUCAACCCUCUCAAACCGGACAACUUGAGUCUCAUGUUCAAAUUUUUCCCUGGUACCAUGAAACACACUGCGCCCUUCAACCCUGGAAUGAUGGUCCCCAGUCCUUCAGUCCCCGUCCCCACCCUCCCCGGCCUCCCCAACCUUUUCCCCUUCAACCCCUUGUACCAGCAACUAAUCUCUCACUACCCAGCGCUCCCAAGUUGGCCGCUCUACCCGCCAUUUUCCUCCGCAGACCAAUCAGCAGCCGCCGGCCUAAACAUCAUCCCUCCCCCGGCCAACGCCAACCACCAACAUCAUCAGCAUCACCCCAAUCAGGACCAAGGGUUAAAUCUCACGAAGCCCAAGUCUUCAGUGUCUCACCUGAGCCCGGGCUCGGGGGGACGAGGCUACCGAAAUCUACCUUACCCUCUGAAGAAAAAAGAUGGGAAGAUGCAUUACGAGUGCAACGUGUGUCUCAAGACAUUCGGUCAGUUAUCCAAUCUAAAGGUUCAUCUCCGAACACACACCGGCGAGCGUCCCUUCGUGUGCCAGACGUGCGGCAAAGGCUUCACACAACUGGCGCACUUGCAGAAACACAACCUCGUGCACACGGGUGAAAAGCCACACAAGUGCCAGGUGUGUGACAAGCGCUUCAGCUCUACUAGCAACCUCAAGACACACAUGCGGCUACAUUCCGGGGAGAAGCCGUUUCACUGUAAAUGUUGCAAUGCCAAAUUCACGCAGUUCGUUCACCUGAAACUGCACAGAAGGCUCCACACUAACGAACGCCCAUUCGAAUGCUCCCAGUGUAACAGAAAGUACAUCAGUCGUAGCGGCCUCAAGACGCACUGGAAAACUGGCUCGUGCGUUCCCCAGAACCCAGCCGCCGACUUCAACACGCUGAUGAACAUGAGCUUUGACGACAAGGAUGAGGAGAAGAGCAACGACUCGUGCGACUCGAGUGCUGAGUACGAUAAGGACAUUGAAAUCGAUGAUGAAAUUCGUGAAGACAAUGAUGAGGUCGCUAUCUCAAACGUGAAAUCGAGGGGUCAAGACGAGGGUAGAGACGGAUGGGGCCAGGAUUAUUCUGCUUUUAGCGAAGUCAGACAGGACUCGGGUCCAAGGGGAGGCCAGUUACCGCUUCCCAAUAAUCCGGUUUUUCCAGAACCGACUGCAGCAGACGAGCCAGUUCUCUCGCCAAACAAACCCAGGGAAAGACCGGAUAGUCGUUGUGACAAACCGACUUUCCGGAAAAGUGACAGUGACGUCUAUCCUCUCCGUACAUCCACGCCCGUGUCGGCCCUCGCCUCUUCUCCUGCUCGUUCUUCCAGUGAAGACGACAGACGAGAUCGAGGCGUCUCAGAAAUCCCGACCAGCUAUCCCCAUCUUCAACCCUUUUCCUAUCCCCACCAACUCUUCUCCCACACUUCAGCUCCUGUAGAUUUCGUCUCCUCUCCACCCAAACGAUCAAACAGUAAAAGUGAUGACGUCGCAGCGGAAGCAGAAAUACAUACAGAGUGCGACUCACGUGACUCCCUCAGCAAGAGACUGACUCAUCCUGUGUUCCCGUACGGUGUUCUUCAGCACAGUCCUGCAGAGGCUCAGUCUUUUCCCACCGUGGCCUCAGCCCCAUGCCUGCCCUCCGCCCAUUCUCAGCUGCUUUCUACCUAAUGUCACUUAACACACCUGCUCCUACCGUAUCAGUUUUCACCAGUGUCUUGCUCAGUGUGGUUUUCUGACUUCCAGCCAUAUAGGACCCUUGUUGGUUCUGCAGAUUUCCCACCCUCAUGUCAGAUUUGUGAUAAACACAUUCUCGGAGCAUGCCUAAGUCUAGAUAUUCAAGAUUUGUACAGGGUAUCAAAGAGAACACCUCAAACAUUUAGCCACACGCUACUCAAGAAACAUUUGACGAGAGCUCUUCACUUUCCACCAGAUGUUCUCACCUAAGUGCAAAAGACGUUGCGAUACCAUCAAAGAACCUCAUUGACAAUCAGUUGAAUUAUGACACAUAAUAUAGUCUGUUUUGUCUAUGAUUUCGCUGUAUGCCUUUUCACUAUAGCGACAGGGCUGUAUGUGGCGUGUAUAACAGGCGAUCCUGUCUUCUCACGAAAUCUGCUAAGAUUUCACUCAGUGCAGGGAAAACCGCCUCAAAUACGAGAGUCCCACAGAACAAUGAAUGUCAUAUGGACCUCAGUGCAAGACAAAGAACGAUGAAUAUCAUUUGGGGGCCUAGUGCAAGAUGUCUUGCCACAUGCCAGUGGAACUAGCCACUAAGACGAUAUUAAUAGUGAAACGUAACUAGCAUGGAAGAACAUUCUGCGUGCAUAAUAAUAAUAAUAUUUAUUGUGUUUCAGUUUCCGCCAUUGUCACAUUUCCUAUUGCAUCAAGCAGUAAUUUUUACGGGAUAAUAAUUUAAGUUCAUUCACUUUUAAUUAUCAUCCCCCCUCCCCAUUCUCUAUCUAUCUAUCUAUCUAUCUAUCUAUCUAUCUAUCUAUCUAUCUAUCUAUCUA
Aplysia californica (California sea hare) is the source of this 5669-nucleotide messenger RNA. Its product is annotated as PR domain zinc finger protein 1. Gene Ontology annotation, cellular component: nucleus; cytoplasm. The record is from RefSeq and is a predicted model, not a curated record. Gene Ontology annotation, biological process: regulation of transcription by RNA polymerase II; cell fate commitment. Gene Ontology annotation, molecular function: RNA polymerase II cis-regulatory region sequence-specific DNA binding; DNA-binding transcription repressor activity, RNA polymerase II-specific; histone deacetylase binding. NCBI's taxonomy places the organism in Eukaryota, Metazoa, Mollusca, Gastropoda, Aplysiida, Aplysiidae.